AUGGACCGGAAACGCACCCGGCCGCUCUCCAGCUCCUCGGUUUUGCUCUUCCUCCUCGUCCCCUCCGCCUUGGCCGUGGAGGCUGACUUUUCUCUUUUCCCCAAAGUUGCGCAGUCGUGCCUCAUCUCCGCCUUGACAUGGUCCAAGUGCUCUGGUGCCGAUACUCGAGCCCUCAACGCGUGCCUCUGUAGCAACGGCGGCAACUUCAUCAUCAGCUCCUCACAAUGUCUCGGCAAGUGGGCCAAGUCCGAACUGCCGGCAGUGUACAUCACCAUGUCUGAGGCUUGUGCCAACUCGUCGACCCCUUUAAGCAUCAGCCAGCGAGCCUUCUUCGAUGCGGCCAAUGCCAGGAGCAAGACGACGACGAGCCCAUCCGCGACCUCGGCUGAAACUGAAACCUCGACUAGCUCAGACCCGUCGGCAACUACUUCCUCUCAAGCAGGCACGGAAACUGAGGAUACGUCAAGCGGCAUUUCCAAGGGGACCAUCAUCGCCAUCUCGGUCUGUGCAGCUGCCGCUGGCCUUGCAGUUAUCGGGGGGUUGGUCGUGUUUCUGGUUCGCAAACGCAAAAGACGGGCAGAAUGCAUCGCUCAACCCGUUCCUGGCCAGGAGGAUGGCGACAACCACAAGACAGACAACCCAACUACAUUCCCUCCCAACGAGCCUCUGUCUGGCUUGAGCGACUUGACAUCGUACAAGGAGCAUGCAUGGACGUCGAGUCCUUCGCCGGGAUAUUCGAAUGGGAAUAGCCAGGUCAAGGGCACUGGACCGUAUGCGGCUUCUCCCCAUGAGCUUCCGCCGGUGUGGCCGGACCAGUCUACAAGUACUCUGGCUUCCACCACUCGAGGACCUGUUUUCGAAAUGGAUGCAACAAGUGCGCCUGCGCGUGCUUGUUACCUAGCGGAGAUGGAGGGUUCGCAGCCCCCGAGGCGUUUUGAGUUGUCGUGCUCAAGAUGA
Messenger RNA from Ustilaginoidea virens, 957 nucleotides. RefSeq lists its product as uncharacterized. The coding region runs from base 1 to 957 and encodes 318 amino acids. NCBI's taxonomy places the organism in Eukaryota, Fungi, Ascomycota, Sordariomycetes, Hypocreales, Clavicipitaceae. The transcript has a single exon. The record is from RefSeq and is a predicted model, not a curated record.